GGCCGGGUCCCCGCGCCGGGGGCUAGCUCGCUGGCUGGGCACGGUGGGCGCGCCGGCCGCUCUGGGCAGAUGCCGAUUGAGAUUGUGUGUAAAAUUAAAUUUGCCGAGGAGGAUGAGAAGCAGAAGGAGGAAGAGGAAGGGGACAAGGAGAGUCUGAUCGAGGAGCCCAGCUGCCCGCGUGCCCACGACCUGGCCACCUUCGCUGGCACCAGCACCCUGCACGGCCUUGGCCACAUCUGCGGGUCGGGGCGCCUGGGCGUCCGGCAGACCCUGUGGGCGUUCGCCUUCCUGCUCUCGCUGGCCUUCUUCCUGUCGCAGUCGGCCCGCUCGGCGCUGCUCUACCUGGAGCGCCCGCACCUCACGGCGCUGGACGAGGAGGCCGCCCGCGAGAUGCUCUUCCCGGCCGUCACCAUCUGCAACAUCAACCGCUUCCGCCACUCCGCGCUCUCCGACGCCGACAUCUUCCACCUGGCCAACAUGACCGGGCUGCCCCCCAAGGACCGCGAGGGGCACCGGGCGGCCGACCUGCUCUACCCCGACCCAGACAUGGCCGACAUCCUCAACCGCACCGGCCACCAGCUCGACGACAUGCUCCAGAGCUGCAACUUCAGCGGCGAGAAGUGCUCCUCCCGGAACUUCACCGUGGUCUACACCCGCUACGGGAAGUGCUACACGUUCAACGCCGACCGGAGGCGCCCGCGCGUCACCCGCCAGGGCGGGAUGGGCAACGGGCUGGAGCUGAUGCUGGACGUCCAGCAGGAGGAAUAUCUGCCCAUCUGGAGAGAGACCAACGAGACGUCGUUCGAGGCCGGGAUCCGGGUGCAGAUCCACAGCCAGGACGAGCCGCCCUACAUCCACCAGCUGGGCUUCGGGGUCUCCCCCGGCUUCCAGACCUUCGUGUCCUGCCAGGAGCAGAGGCUCACCUACCUGCCCCAGCCCUGGGGGAACUGCCGGGCCAGCCUGCCCGGGGAGCAGAUCCUGCCGGGCUACGAGGGGUACAGCAUCGCCGCCUGCCGCCUGCAGUGCGAGAAGGAGGCCGUGGUGAGCAGCUGCCAGUGCCGCAUGGUGCACAUGCCAGGCUCCAUCACUGGGCCAGGCCCCCGAGGGCGCUGCAGCUGCCCCACGCCCUGCAACCUGACGCGCUACAACAAGGAGAUCUCCAUGGUGCGCAUCCCCAGCAAGGGCUCGGCCCGCUACCUCGCCCGCAAGUACCACCGCAACGAGACCUACAUCCGAGAGAACUUCCUGGUGCUGGACAUUUUCUUCGAGGCGCUGAACUACGAGGCCAUCGAGCAGAAGAAGGCCUACGAGCUGGCGGGGCUGCUGGGGGACAUCGGGGGGCAGAUGGGGCUGUUCAUCGGCGCCAGUGUCCUGACCAUCCUGGAGAUCCUGGACUACGUCUAUGAGGUGAUCCGGGACAAGGCGAGCCGGGCUCUGGGCCGUGCCAAGCCGCCCCUGAGGAAGCCGUCGGGCAGCAUCGCCACGCUGGGGCUGGAGGAGCUCCAGGAUCAGAGCCCCUGUGGGACGCUGGGCCGACACGCUGAGGGCGCCUACAGCACCAGCAUCCUGCCCAACCACCGCCACCGCUACGCCCACCAGGGCGUCUUCGAGGACUUUGCCUGCUAGGCCGGGCUUUGCACCGCGGGCCCCAUGCUCUGCACGGAGAGCGGCGCCAGCGCCUGGCACGGGGGGCACCAGGCCCCUCCCCUCCCCAGCCGCCCCCCCAACCCGUCAGCCACGCCUGGCCCCAGGACCGGCCCAGCCCGGCAGCCCCACGCCCAGCCAGCGCCGGGGUCGGCCCAGCACGAAGCACACGGCGCAGAGCCGAGCCGCGCAGCCUGGACAGACGCGGCACCGGCCGGAGAACAGCCCGGCCCGAGGAUCGGGCCCAGCGCGGGGACUGGGGGGCAGGGACCCUGUGUGAAUGCUGCAUUUGGCUGUGGAGGCGAACCCUCCCCACAGUGUGGGUGAACCCCCCCCCCAACCACACAC
Mauremys mutica (yellowpond turtle) is the source of this 1992-nucleotide messenger RNA. It is a transcript of the gene ASIC4, whose product is annotated as acid sensing ion channel subunit family member 4. The transcript has 10 exons. The record is from RefSeq and is a predicted model, not a curated record. Gene Ontology annotation, biological process: sodium ion transmembrane transport. Bases 70 to 1626 code for a protein of 518 amino acids. Gene Ontology annotation, cellular component: membrane. Lineage: Eukaryota; Metazoa; Chordata; Testudines; Geoemydidae. Gene Ontology annotation, molecular function: ligand-gated sodium channel activity.